Molecule: messenger RNA, 6112 nt
Organism: Oncorhynchus kisutch (coho salmon)
Lineage: Eukaryota; Metazoa; Chordata; Actinopteri; Salmoniformes; Salmonidae
Product: protein mono-ADP-ribosyltransferase PARP12
Exons: 12
Coding region: 80-2032 (650 amino acids)
Cellular component (GO): nucleus
Molecular function (GO): metal ion binding; NAD+ poly-ADP-ribosyltransferase activity
Source: RefSeq, a predicted model, not a curated record
AUACACAUUUAGGGUGAGGUGAUGAGCAUAAAGAUACUAGGUGCCUACCAUAACGAUACCAGGUGCCUACUAUAACACGAUGUCGUCUGUGGUGUCUCAAUAUGUUACAAAAAUUAUCUGUGGAAAUCAAGGAUGUUUGGACUUCAAGCAGCUUGACCAGAUCGUUGGUCAAAAGUUCACUUGUGCAAAUGAGCUCCUACUUGGAAUACUUCGUGACAGCAGAAAAUAUGCCAUCAGUGAAGGCAAAGAAAAGGCUUCGGGUUGUAUUAUGAGCCAGGACAGUGUUAUUGUUGCUAAGACUUCACUACGAGUCUGUCAAACCUCUCAUAAAGAGUGUCAUCAGUGCGAUAAUUUACACAUAUGCAGCCACUUUGUAUGCGGUAACUGCAAGUACGGGAACAAGUGUAAAAAGGCCCACAGUCUAGAUUGCCCACACAACGCAGCUAUUAUAAGUGAGGUGGGUCACCAUGACCUGGGGGAGGCAGAGCUGUUCCAACUUCUGCUGCAAAACGACCCCUACCUGAUGCCUGAGAUCUGCUCCCAUUACAACAAGCGCGUUGGUGAGCAUGGCAUCUGCAAGUUUAAAAGCAGCUGCACAAAACUCCACCUCUGCCUGCACUUCCUCCAGGGUGACUGUAGGUUUGGUGCUGGUUGUAAGAGGGCCCACACGUUUGAUGCCCCUGCAAUGAAGAUUCUAAACAGCAGAGGAUUCAGCCAAGAGAACAUCAAGAUCCUCCACAAUAUCUACAAGAAUAAAUUCAUCAUAACUCACCAAGAAAAUCCAGCUGUCAUGAUGCCAGUUGAGAAACAUCAGCCCUCCUCCAGCUCCACCAGUGAGACUGACAUGAAUGAAAUCUGCCUCUUCUUCAUCCGCAGUCGCUGCAGCUUCAAAGACACAUGUGUCCGUGUCCACUACCAUCUGCCUUACAAAUGGCAGAUCUUAGAUGGAGUGACUUGGAGAGACCUGGACAAUGUAGAGGAGAUUGAGAAGGCCUACUGUAACCCACAAAAUGACACAAGUGGAGGAAGUAAGCCUGUGAACUUCCUCACCAUGACAUGUGGAAGCCCUCCAGUUCGUCGUCUGUCCACUGUUUCAUCCGUCACCAAACCCCCUAACUUCAUCCUCACAACAGAAUGGCUGUGGUACUGGAGAAAUGACUGUGGCCAGUGGAUAGAGUAUGGCCAUGAGGGUGGUGAGGUGAAUGUGACCUCUGCCAUUUCCCAGACCCUGGAGAAUGCUUACCAAACUGACUCUGACAGCGAGAUUACAUUUGAAUGUGGAGAUCAGAAGUACAUUCUCAGUCUCAAAGAGAUGCAUCAGCAGAAUAUUAGAUUUAAAACCAAAAGAGCAAUUUGUAGAAGGCCCUGUUUUCUCUCUAAGGAAGAUGUGAAUGCCAAGCUGAAGAGUGAGUCUAAGGAGAGCUCCAGCUCCUCUGUGACUGUCCCUCCACACUGGGACAAAGGAGCCUUGUCUGACACCACAGACUACAAGCUGGUUCCACUCUCAAGCCAGAUAGAAGAGUACCAAAAGUUGGAGAAGCUAUUCAAAAAUACCAUGGCCAGCAGCACCAUCCACAGCAUCAAACGGAUCCAGAACCCCUCACUCUGGAGGGUCUUCCAGUGGCAGAAGGAACAGAUGAUGAAGAAGAAUGGCGGGAAACUGGUUGAUGAGAGAGAAUUGUUCCACGGCACAGAUCACUCUAUCAUAGAUGUCAUCUGUGAACAGAACUUUGACUGGAGGACCUGCGGUGUGAAUGGAACACUUUAUGGCCUAGGGAGCUACUUUGCUAGAGAUGCCUCAUACUCUAACGGGUACAUAAGAUCUCAGAGCAGCAGUAAGAAGAUUAUGUUUGUGGUUCUGGUCUUGGUUGGAGAGUUCACCAAUGGGUGUCGAACAUACCGUCGUCCACCUCAGAAAAGCACCAGCAAGGCCCUCUACGACAGCUGUGUCGACUCAGAAAAAAACCCAUCAAUUUUUGUUGUGUUUGAGAAACAGCAGAUUUAUCCUGAAUACCUAAUUGAGUACUCCUAAAAUCCACAGGGGUCCAUACCAAUGUCUUCCACUGAAGACAACUGAUAUUUUGUGACUUGCUAACAGUCCUCACAUGCUCUACCUACUGUAUUUCUGUAUUGAAAUGGGGCUAGUGAUUUAUUGAAUUGGGGCUAGUUUUGGGGUAUUUUUUUGUUAUUAUUUUGGGCUCUUUUAAUCCAUUUCGCCAGUUCAGUGCUAUAGCAUGAUUGAAAUUUAAAGUCAAUGUUCCCACGCUCACAGUCGCUUUGUCACGCCCUGGUCUUAGUAUUUUGUGUUUCCUUUAUUAUUUUGGUCAGGCCAGGGUGUGACAUGGGUUUAUUAUGUGGUGUGUUUUGUCUUGGGUUUUUGUAGGUAUUGGAAUUGUGAAUUAGUAGGGUUAUCUAGAAAAGCCUAUGGUUGCCUGAAGUGGUUCUCAAUCAGAGGCAGGUGUUUAUCGUUGUCUCUGAUUGGGAACCAUAUUUAGGCAGCCAUAUUCUUUGAGUGUUUGGUGGGUGAUUGUUCCUGUCUCUGUGUUAGUUUGCACCAGAUUAGGCUGUUUAGGUUUUCGUGUUACGUUUCUUGUUUUUGUACUGUUCGUCUUCUUAUUCAUUUAAACAUGAAUCUAAAUAACCACGCUGCGUUUUGGUCCGAUCCCUGCUACACCUCCUCGUUAGAAGAAAACCGUAACACGCUUCACGCUCUUUUUAUGUAUUAUUUCUUACAUUGUUAGCCCAGAAUCUUAAGUGUUAUUACAUACAGCCGGGAAGAACUAUUGGAUAUAAGAGCGACGUCAACUUGCCAACAUUACAAUCAGGAAUACGACUUUCCCGAAGUGGAUCCUUUGUUCGCACCACCACCUAGGGCAUUUGAUCUGAUCCCAGAGACCGACCCAAAAUAACGUUGCAGCAGAAGAGGUAGACUGAGCGGCCUCCUGGUCAGACGUUGGAGGCUUGCACACCACCCACCGCUUCCGAGUAUUUUACUCGCCAAUGUCCACUCUCUAGAUAACAAGGUAGACAAAAUUAGGGCAAAGGUUGCUUUCCAGAGCGACAUCAUGGAUUGUAACAUACUGUUCCACGGAAACAUGGCUCUCUCGGGAUAUGUUGGAGUCAGUACAGCCACCGGGAUUCUUUAUGCGUUGUGCCGACAGAAAUAAACAUCUCUCAGGGAAGAAGGGCGGGGUGUAUGUUUCAUGAUGUAAUCGUAACAACAUACAGGAACUCAAGUCCUUUUGUUCACCUGACCUAGAAUUCCUCACAAUCAAAUUCUGGCCAUCUUAUCUCCCAAGAGAAUUCUCGUCAGUUAUUGUCACAGUCGUGUAUAUCCUCCCUCAAGCUGAUACCACAACGGCCCUCGAGGAACUUCACUGGACUAUAUGCAAUCUUAAAACCAUAUAUCCUGAGGCUGCAUUUAUUGUAGCUGGGGAUUUUAACAAAGCAAAUGAGAACAAGGCUACCUAAAUUCUAUCAGCAUAUUGAUUGUAGCACUCGUGCGGGCAAUACACUUGGUCACUGCUACUCUAACUUCCGCAAUGCAUACAAGGCCCUCCCUUCGGCAAAUCUGAACAUGACUCCAUUGUGCUCCUCCCGUCCUAUAGGCAGAAACUCAAACAAGAUGUACCCGUGAUGAGAACUAUUCAACCUUGGUCUGACCACUCAGGAAUCCACGCUUCAAGAUUGUUUUGAUCACGUUGACUGGGUAAUGUUUGGUGCAGCCUCAGAAUAAUAUCUAUUUAUUAUUUAUUAUUAUUAUGAGUGAGUUUAUAAGGAAGUACAGUUGUACCCACUGUGACUAUUAAAACCUACCCUACCAGAAACCGUGGAUAGAUGGUGGCAUUUGCGUAAAACUAACAUCACAGUUAACCAUGAAAAGAUGACUGGGAAUGUGGCAGAUUACAAACAGUGUAGUUAUUUCCUCCGCAAGGUAAUCAAACAAGCGAAAUGUCGGUAUAGGGACAAGUCGCAAUUCAAUGGCUCAGACACGAGAUGUAUGUAACAGGGUCUACAGGCAAUCGCGGACUACAAAAAGAAAACCAGUCACGUCAUGGACACCGUCUUGCUCCCAAACAAACUAAACACCUUUGCCCGCUUUGAGGAUGAUACCAUGCCACCGACGCGGCCCUCUACCAAGGACUGCACCCUCUCCUUCGCCGUGGCUGAUGUGAGUAAGACAUUUAAACGUGUUAACCCUUGCAAGGCUGCCAGCCCAGACGGCAUCCCUAGCCGCGUCCUCAGGGCAUGCGGAAACCAGCUUGCUGAUAUGUUUACGGACAUAUUCAAUCUCUCCCUAUACCAGUCUGCUGUCCCCACAUGUUUCAAGAUGGCCACCAUUGUUCCUGUACCCAGAAGGCUCAGCCCCCUCCUGUACUUCCUGUUCACCCAUGACUGCUCGCCUCCAACUCAAUCAAGUUUGCAGACGACACGACAGUAGUGGGCUUGAUUACCAACAAAUACGAGACAGCCUACAGGGAGGAGGUGAGGGCACUUGGAGUGUGGUGUCAGUAAAGCAACCUCUCACUCAAUGUCAACAUAACAAAGUAGAUGAUCAUGGAUUUCAGGAGACAGCAGAGGGAGCACCCCCUAUCCACAUCAACGGGACAGCAGUGUAGAAAGUGGAACAUUUUAAGUUCCUCUGCGUACUCAUCACUGACAAACUGAAAUGGUCCACCCACACAGACAGUGUGGUGAAGAAGGCGCAACAGCGCCUCUUCAACUUCAGGAGGCUGAAUAAAUUUGGCUUGUCACCUAAGACCCUCACAAACUUUUACAGAUGCACAAUUGAGAGCAUCCUGUUGGGCUGUAUCAACACCACCUUGUAUGGCAACUGCACCGCCCACAAUCGCAGGGCUCUCCAGAGGGUGGUGCGGUCUGCACAACGCAUCACUGGGGGCAAACUACCUGCCCUCCAGGAUACCUAUAGCACCCGAUGUCACAGGAAGGCCAAAAAGACCAUCGACAACAAUCACCUGUGCCACUGCCUGUUCACCCCACUACCAUCCAGAAGGCAAGGUCAGUAUAGGUGCAUCAAUGCUGGGCCAUCAGACUGUUAAACAGCCAUCAUUAACACAGGCUGCUGCCUACAUACAGACUUGAAAUCAUUGGCCUCUUUAAUAAAUGGAUCACUAGUCAUUAAUAAUGCCACUUUAAUGUUUACAUAUCUUGCAUUACUCAUGUGUAUAUACUGUAUUUUAUACCAUCUGUUGCAUCUUGCCUAUGCCGCUCGGUCAUCGCUCAUCCAUAUAUUUCUAUGUGUAUAUAUUCUUAUUCCAUCCCUUUAGAUUUGUGUGUAUUAGGUAGUUGUGGAAUUGUUAGAUAUUACUGCACUGUCGAACCUAGAAGCACAAGCAUUUCGCUACACUCGCAAUAACAUCUGCUAACCAUGUGUAUGUGAUCAAUAAAAUUUGAUUUGCAUUCACAGUAAAUGCUGCAUAUGCCGGCUUAAUCGGAAAUGACCUUUUACAUUUAAAUCACCCUAUAGCGCUGAACUUCGGCGAUUGGAAUUGAUCCAGCCCUAAGAUGUUUUACUUUCCUUUUCAGUAAGUCAUGCAUAACAUGGCACAACGGUUGCAGAGGAUCGAGCUCUUUUUAUAUAUUUCAUUUUUUAAAGUCGUGUGGCAGUCCCACUCCUUACAUAUUUUAUUGGUUGAUGGUACAAUUGCGAGAACACAGGAAAUGAAAGAGAGAGAGAGAUGUGAGUCAGAAGGGCACUGGGUCAGAUUUGAACCCAUGCCCACACAGUAUAUGUGUGCCAGGGUCUACACCCCUGUAACCGCUAGAGCACGGGUAGGUUUUUAUUUGAUUUAAUGGUCAUCGGGUCUUCGACAUUUAUGUACACAUGGAAAUUCUUACAUCAGAGACAUCAUUGUAUAUUUGAUAUCUUAGGUAGGUGAAAGCUACAACUUAUUCCUUGUGGAUAUGUUUUUAAAAUGUUGUACAGUGUCAAACUUAAACGUGUAGUAAUGUGAAAUAUCAACUUCUUAAGCUGAGCACUGAAUACCUCUUGUUACAGUCCUGUUAUGCUCUUUUCUUAUGUACACUAUCAACUUAAUAUUUAUCUUUACAAUGAUCUAAAUUGUUACACUGCAAUAAAAUGUCUCUUUUA